GUUUACUGACUAAGAUGGCGACUGAGGCGCGGAGUGAAGGGGAGGUGCCAGCCGGCGAAUCUGGCCGGAGAGAUGCCAUCUGCAAUUUUGUUAUCUGCAAUGACUCUUCCCUUCGAAGUCAGCCCAUUAUCUUCAAUCCUGACUUUUUUGUGGAGAAACUCCGACAUGAGAAACCUGAGGUGUUCACCGAGUUGGUGGUCAGCAAUAUCACAAGGCUCAUCGACUUGCCUGGAACUGAGUUGGCUCAGCUGAUGGGAGAAGUGGACCUUAAGUUGCCUGGUGGGGCCGGCCCGGCAUCAGGAUUCUUCCGGUCUCUAAUGUCUCUCAAGCGAAAGGAAAAAGGAGUAAUAUUUGGAUCCCCACUGACAGAGGAAGGCAUUGCCCGUAUAUACCAACUGAUUGAAUAUCUACACAAAAACUUGAGAGUAGAGGGUUUGUUUAGAGUACCAGGGAAUAGUGUCCGACAGCAGAUUUUAAGGGAUGCUCUCAAUAAUGGAACUGAUAUCGACUUGGAAUCAGGGGAGUUUCACUCAAAUGAUGUUGCUACCUUGCUGAAGAUGUUUCUAGGAGAGUUACCUGAGCCCCUGCUGACACAUAAACAUUUUCAUGCACACCUCAAAAUUGCUGAUUUGAUGCAGUUUGAUGAUAAAGGAAACAAGACCAAUGUACCAGAUAAAGAGCGGCAAAUUGAGGCUCUUCAGUUGCUAUUCCUCAUUCUCCCUCCACCCAAUCGUAACUUGCUGAAGUUAUUGCUUGAUCUCCUGUACCAGACAGCAAAGAAACAAGACAAGAAUAAGAUGUCUGCCUAUAACCUUGCCCUUAUGUUUGCGCCCCAUGUCUUGUGGCCAAAAAAUGUCACUGCAAAUGACCUUCAAGAGAAUAUCACAAAGUUAAACAAUGGGAUGACUUUUAUGAUUAAACACUCUCAGAAACUUUUUAAGGCUCCUGCUUAUAUUCGGGAAUGUGCCAGAUUGAACUAUUUGGGUUCUAGAACGCAAGCAUCAAAGGAUGAUCUUGAUCUGAUAGCUUCGUGUCAUACCAGCUCCUUCCAAGUGACAAGAUCUCAGAAAUGGAACCAGCGAGAUUCCUGCCUUCAUCAGGAGGAGACCCAGCAGCGUACGGGAGAGGCACUAAGAGAAUUGUUCCAACAUGUUCACAAUAUGCCAGAGUCGGCAAAGAAGAAACAGCUUAUCAGACAGUUUAAUAAGCAUUCUGAGACUCAAACACCAGGACGAGAACCUUCUACCCUCCGGGUGCAGAAGAGGGCCCGUUCACGGUCCUUCAGUGGCCUUAUUAAGCGGAAGGUCCUGGGAAAUCAGAUGAUGUCAGAAAAGAAAAACAAGUACCCUACUCCAGAAUCUGUAGCCAUUGAUGAAUUGAAGAGAGCCAGCAAAGAAAAUAUAAAUUUAUUAUUUUCUGGCUCUCCAGCUGUCAUGAUGACACCAACAAGACUGAAAUGGUCUGAGGGGAAGAAAGAGGGGAAAAAAGGCUGGGCUGUCUGAUUGAGCCUAGGAUUCCUCUGAAGGAUCCAGAGGUUUCCUGUUGUCCACCCAGAAUUUUCUCUUUUGUGGGCCAGGUGCCAUUACCACUCACAGAGAAGCUUGGACUUGCAGCUUGCUUGCUGCAUGUUGAAUUGUGAAAGCCAACUAAUCCUGUGACUUGACUGACGCCUCUAGCCCCACUCAGUGGGUGACAUCUACAGACUCUGCCUGCUGAACCAGUGCUAGCGACUCUCUCUCUCUCUUUAAAAAAAACGUUAUGGGGAAACCACUAACCAGCCAAAUCGGCGUAGACAGCACAGUAAAUGAGUAGAACCAGGCAAACUCCUGUGCUCAUUCCAUGUAUUUGUUUAGGCAGAUUCUAUUUUUAAAAUAUUUGAAAUCUGUGCUCAACUGCCAGUGAUUUUUUUAAAAAGUGCUGUCAAUCCUGGUGGAUUGAUGUUAUUUUUAACUGAUAGCUUGGGCUUUUCUCUAUUUUGAUAGUUUUGGGAGAUGUUUUGGUUAUUGUUUCUUGUUUAUUUGUUGUUUGUGUAUUUUAAAAGGUAAAAAAUCAAAAUGGGCUCUAAGCCAGAUGUCUUUCCUCUCUUUUUCACCUUAAGCUUUGGGAAAGCUCUUUAACUUAUGAGGCUUUACUCCUCAAUACCUAUUUUUGUCCAAAGAAUUUAUAGCUUUCCUGGAAAUUCUUUUAUUAUUUCUUGGGCCUGAGAUUGUAGGUAUUUGGCCUGCAGUAUCAAAAAAGGAGAAUUCAGAAUGAUACAAUAUUUAAACAAAUAAUAUUAAACUGUGGCCCUUCUUCCCUCCCUCCAUUCUCUCUCCUUUCCUCUCUUCCCCUUUCCUCAGUGAUGUCAAAAUAGUU
Globicephala melas (long-finned pilot whale) is the source of this 2355-nucleotide messenger RNA. It is a transcript of the gene ARHGAP19, whose product is annotated as Rho GTPase activating protein 19. Gene Ontology annotation, molecular function: GTPase activator activity. Lineage: Eukaryota; Metazoa; Chordata; Mammalia; Artiodactyla; Delphinidae. The record is from RefSeq and is a predicted model, not a curated record. Gene Ontology annotation, cellular component: cytoplasm. Gene Ontology annotation, biological process: signal transduction; regulation of small GTPase mediated signal transduction.